Molecule: messenger RNA, 1602 nt
Organism: Erigeron canadensis
Lineage: Eukaryota; Viridiplantae; Streptophyta; Magnoliopsida; Asterales; Asteraceae
Exons: 1
Coding region: 31-1524 (497 amino acids)
Source: RefSeq, a predicted model, not a curated record
GGUAAGUGUUGAAUUGUUGAGUUUUUGAAGAUGGAAGAAGAUCUGCAGGAUGAACUAAAAUUUGUGUGUAAGUUGUGUGAUAAAAAGUAUCCAAGUGGUAAGUCACUAGGUGGACAUAUGAGGUCUCAUGUGAUUGCUGCUGCUUCGGUUGGAAAUUCGUCCGAGUCUGAUGAGAAGUUUGCAAGUUUGACGAUCAACGAGAAUGGAAUCGAGAAUGGGAAUGGAAAUAAUAAUAAUCCAAGUACUUAUAAUUAUGGCUUAAGAGAAAACCCUAAAAAGACUUGGAGGGCAGCAGUUGGCAAUUCUUCAUCAAGUUUUCCAUUCACUACAAAUGAGAGAUUUUGUAAGCAUUGUGGAAAAGGGUUUCAAUCUUUAAAAGCUUUGUGCGGUCAUAUGGCUUGCCAUUCUGAAAAAGAUAAGAACUUGAAAGAUUAUGAUCAUUCUUGGACUAGUACUGAUCAUAAUCUUGAUGAUCAUGAUGAGAAGGCGGCCACAACGGAUCAUAGCUAUUCAUAUACUGAUGAUCAGGAGCCUGAGUUUGAAGAUCCGACUCGAGUGACUAGAUCCAAGACUAAGAGGUACAAGAAAAUUCUAGUUAAACCAUACUCUUAUAAUUUCACAUUGGUUAGUAAUACUGAUGAUAUGAAUAAUACUAGUAAUUAUAAUUAUGUGUCAUCUUCUGUUUCUGAGAUUGAUCAUGAGUUUGAUCAAGAAGAAGUUGCUAUGUGUUUGAUGAUGUUGUCAAAGGAUUCCGCCAUUUGGGGUGGUGUUAAUUCAGUUGUGGAAUCAUCAGACAAUAGUUCUUCUGUUUUAGAGACGAAAUCGUCUUCAAUUGAGAUGAAACUAAUUAGUAAGAAGUCUAGUGGUGUGGAUGGUGAAAGCUUUCAACUUGAGAAUGGAAACUAUGGGACUAAGAAGGUGGAAUCUGAUAUUUCGGUUGAGGAGUUGCUUAGAAAUGGUGAUCCAACCAAGAAGAAGUCAAAAGGGGUGUUAAACAAUAGUACCCGAGAGUUGACGUAUGAAGAAAAGCUUGAAAUCAGAAGGAAUUUGUUUAGGGAAUUUGGUUAUAGUGAUUCUUUCAAGAAAAGAACGCGUGAUGAUGAUGAUGAUGCAUAUAAUCCUGAAUUAGAACGCGAGCCAACGGUUAAGAAACGAAACAAGUAUGAAUGCUUAAACUGCAACAAGGUUUUCAGUUCAUUCCAAGGGCUUGGAGGGCAUAGACCAUGUCACAAAAAGAAUAAUAAUGCGUUCGUGCCAAAAAAGCAUACUGCGGAAAACAGUUUAGAAGGUGAAUUUGCUCCAACCAAAAAGCCCAAAUAUGAGAAGAAAAUAAAGAUAAAAAAGAGCAAAGGGCAUGAAUGCCCAAUUUGUUUCAGGAUGUUCAAGUCUGGGCAAGCUUUAGGAGGUCACAAAAGGUCUCACUUCCUUAACGGAUCAAUCAAUCACUUCGCAGCUAUGGAACGUGAGGCUCCAUCAACUUCUGAUAUGAUUGAUCUCAAUCUCCCAGCUCCAGAAGAGGACUAGAAUCAAAAGGCACAAGUCGGUAUAAAGUUCAUGUUGGUUUUUGGAUAUCAUUCAUGAAACGAAUUAGAGAGGUUAGAG